AUCCAAUUUCAAUACAGUCUGUAAAUCAUCGCAUGGAAGAUCUUAGUGCAUCCUUACAGGAAGACUGGAUGUUACAACUUGCUCUUGCGCUCAGAACAUUCUCAUUCGGGACGAGCCUGAACCAUCUCUAAAACGAGCGAUCACAAGUUCCGUUCAUCCUCGAAGCGAAGACUCGUGACUCAUCUUUUUGUGCUUUCUUUCCUUUUUUCUUUUUUCCCCUUCUUUAUUGCUCUUUAAGAAUGAGAAGUUUCCUUUUCAAGGUGCUUUGUCUCACAGCCUGCGUGCUGUCCGUGCGCUGCACGCCCGCGCCGGAAACCGAGGCGCACACAACGGCGUCGCGCGAUUCGUGCGCGUCGUGCGGUCUCGCGCAGCCUGCCGACUCGGGGAGGAUGGACGCGGAGUUCGUGGAGGCGGUGAAGAGGCACAUCCUGACCAGGCUGCAGAUGAGGGACAGACCUAACAUCACUCAGCCCAUACCAAAGGCGGCCAUGGUGACCGCGCUGCGAAAGCUGCACGCCGGGAAAGUGAGCGAGGACGGCAGGGUCGAGAUCCCCGACGUGGACGGGCACGCGAGUCACGCCAAUGACGUCGAGGAGGAAACGUCAGAAAUCAUCAGUUUUGCAGAGACAGACAAUUUGCUGUCUUCAAAGUCCAGUCUUUUCUUCAUCAUCUCCAAUGAAGGCAACCAGAACCUCUAUGUGUCUCAGGCAAACCUGUGGCUGUACUUUAAACUUCUGCCUAGUGUGUUUGAGAAGGGCACUCGAAGGAAAGUCAUGAUUAAAGUGUACUAUCAGGAACCAGGCCUGGGUAGCAAGUGGAACCUGGUGGAGAAGCGCGUGGAGCUGAAACGCAGCGGCUGGCACACGUUUCCUCUUACUGAUGCUGUACAACUAGUGUUCUCCAAAGGUACACGAAGGCAGAACCUGGAUGUUCGGUGUGAAGGCUGCGAUGAGGCAGGUGUUCGGCCUGUACUGGUGAACUCAGGUGAUGAGUCGCAUCGGCCAUUCUUGGUGGUACAGGCACGUGCAACAGACAGCAAGCACCGCAUCCGCAAGCGCGGCCUAGAGUGUGAUGGUACCAGUGGCCUGUGCUGCCGUCAGCAGUUCUACAUUGACUUCCGCCUCAUCGGGUGGAACGACUGGAUCAUUGCGCCAUCAGGCUACUUUGGCAACUACUGUGAGGGAAACUGCCCAGCAUACAUGGCUGGCGUUCCAGGGUCAGCGUCAUCAUUUCACACCGCUGUAGUAAACCAGUACCGCAUGAGGGGGAUGAGUCCAGGCUCCAUGAAUUCCUGCUGUAUCCCCACCAAACUCAGCACCAUGUCCAUGCUGUACUUUGAUGAUGAGUAUAACAUCGUCAAGCGCGAUGUACCCAACAUGAUCGUAGAGGAGUGUGGAUGCGCUUGAGCGGCGAUUUUUUAAAGACUCGUAACUCUGUAAAUGUUCAUUGAUGGAACGAAUUAUUGUAAAAUGAUAUUUAUGAACAGCUGGGUAAACAGUCACCUUGAUGUCCACACCACACACCCAUGCAUGCACAACUCUUUUGUACAUAUAUUUAUGUUGGUUAAUAUCUUCCUGCUAGACUCAUUUAUAUGUGAUAGUCUUAUUCUAAGAGCACAGGUUUGUACAGUAGGUGUUGACGUCAAAGGGAUGAGAAAAUUAUAUUACAGGUUAUUGCUGUUUCUUUGCUUCUCUCCUCUAAAAUGGCUGUGUUGGGAAAUUGAGAUGAGAGGAGCCUUAGGAAAGGGUCUUUCUCCCAG
Ictalurus furcatus (blue catfish) is the source of this 1759-nucleotide messenger RNA. Its product is annotated as inhibin beta B chain-like. The record is from RefSeq and is a predicted model, not a curated record. Gene Ontology annotation, biological process: BMP signaling pathway; SMAD protein signal transduction. NCBI's taxonomy places the organism in Eukaryota, Metazoa, Chordata, Actinopteri, Siluriformes, Ictaluridae. Gene Ontology annotation, cellular component: extracellular region. Gene Ontology annotation, molecular function: growth factor activity; cytokine activity. Bases 240 to 1406 code for a protein of 388 amino acids. The transcript has 2 exons.